This is a messenger RNA of Cryptotermes secundus, 3130 nucleotides long. Its product is annotated as F-box only protein 30. Gene Ontology annotation, molecular function: zinc ion binding; ubiquitin protein ligase activity; protein binding. The transcript has 7 exons. Lineage: Eukaryota; Metazoa; Arthropoda; Insecta; Blattodea; Kalotermitidae. The record is from RefSeq and is a predicted model, not a curated record. The coding region runs from base 635 to 2695 and encodes 686 amino acids.
UUCAUUUUUUCGUAUCCCUGUCUUUAAGCUGUUUUACUUAUACACAAUUGGGAGCGGUUUUCUUAAGCAGCCGCAAGAAUUGUAAUAUAUUAAUUUAUUUUAAAUGUCGAGACUGCAUAUCAUCUGAUGAGAGGUUGAUAGGUGAAUAAUGAAAAGGUCUUGAAGCGAAGUGGUUGUGGUCUAAUCGAGAUUCUGCCCUGGCAUAUGCCUGGAGGGAUUGGAGGAAACCACAGAAGGCUGAACCAGUGUACUGGCUGAGUAUUGAACAGAGUGUCGCCACAAGUACAAGUCUGUAAAUUUAUUGCUAGACGAACCUGCUUGGGUCUGUUGUUGAGCAAUUCUUGAUAUGGUCCAGAAUAUAGUGUAACCAUUGAACUGCAAAUGCCUAAUAUUCUGAAAACUGAAAUUUGGCUUACGUCCGUCUGGGGCGAGUACACUGAUGAUGGUUUAUUGCUGUGAGUUGUUUUGCAGUCUUUUUUUUAAUCAAAAUGCAUGUGACGUGUGUAAAACUGUUUAGAGUGUGGUGAAGUGUGCAUCAGCAGAUAAGUGCUAUGUUACUCAAUUUCAAAACAAGCACAUUCAUGAAAGGAUUUUGCUGAUAAUUGCACUUUGAUUGGAGGGGCUGAGUGACGGAAUGUUAAUGACUGCAAUGAGAGAGUUAGUGGAAAGCAGCAAAAGUGAGCAAAACAAUGAUGUUGAGAGAAGUGUUGGUAGCCACUCCCACUGUGACACUUGUAUUAAAGUGACCAAAUGUAUGAUGCAGCCAACUCGUAAUGAAAGCUGUGAGAUAGUGACGUGUGAAUUGAGUUGUGGCUUUCGCUUCCAUGCUUGUAAAUUAACUGAACAUAAACUUCUGUGUGCUAAUGAAAAAGUUGCUUGCAUAAAUGCGGGCAAUGGCUGUCCUGUUACUUUAGUACGCCACCAGAGAGCAAGACAUUUGGAAACUUGCCCUGCAAGUGUAGUUACGUGCAGCAUGGAAUGGAACCGAUGGCCAGUAUGCUCCCAGGAACACCAAAUGCAUGUUCCAUUUUACUUAGUGAAUUCACAGUCAAAGAAAGGACAGUUAGAUUUGGCAUUGGUUCUGCGUGAUCAGAGGCGGCUGAAUGAUUGGAUGAAAAUGGCAUGUCAAACAAGACGUGUGGUACAGAACAGCUUGACAAAGUGUUUCCCAGCUGCACCUUCCCAGUCCUGGCCAUCACGGGAAGGAGAGAAUCAUGUUUUUGUAUCUGGUGUUACUGAUGAGGAUGAAAAGUCGUGGGAAUGCAAGAAGGCACCUCCUGGGCUUCAAAGCAGUGUUUGUGGAGAACUGUAUAAAGUAACAAGGGGCAGUGCCAGUGGUUCAAAUAUGGAUACUCUUGCUCAGGUUACCGCAAAGUCACAUUCUUCAGAAUAUAAUGGUACACCAGAAUUUACAUAUCCUGACAACUCUGAUACUCGAGAGAACUCAGUUUAUGGCGUGGAAUAUCAUAACAGAUUGCCUCCACCACUUAUCAGUGGAAAUUUGAAGAACCAGACUGACCAAAAUAUGGUUGAAAAUUCUCAUGAUCUGUGUCCUGAAACCAAUAAACUGAUUAUGAAUAAUGGUCGGAGUGAGUCACCACCACUUGGUCUUGCUCCGAGAUCAUCCGGUUCUGUACAAUACUUUGAACUGACUCAAGGUGUCAGGGGGACUUUGUCAUGUAAUUUAAAUCCUAUUGAAUCAACAUGUGAACAGAAUGGACAUUUUAGAGUACAUUUUGUGAAUAAUACUCAAGUGAGUGAAGUAAUUUCUUCUUCCAUGACAGAUAAUGUUAGGCCCAUCACUUCCCCUCCCCCAUACAACCCUCCAGCAGUUGUUUCCUUAGGUUUGGAUCUCACUUUAGAGACCAUCACACGAUAUCAGUCAAAACCAAAUGAUAUGUACACCUUCCUUUGUGGUCAAGAAUUUCGUCGAGAUGAAUAUUGUUGGCAUUACAAGAAUGUUCAUAAUGACAUUCAUGGUGGUUUGAAUGGCUGGUUAGAACACCGUUGUCCAUUGGCACAUUAUGGUUGUAUGUACAGUUUGCGUCGAUUUUACCCGACUGUGAAGGGAGCUACCGUGAUUCAUAAUGAAACUCUUGAGAGUUUUGGAGUGAAACCAUUUGUUCCUUAUGACAUUCCAGUGUUGAACCGCUGUUCCAAAGUCACUAAAAGUGUUGUUCAAUCAGUAUCUCAUAAGAAGUCCAACAAUUUUUCAGGUUUACAGUUACAAAAUUCAGAUAAUACUCAAGACUGGUCUGUGAUAUCUUCUCAACAUGUGGUAUUAUGUCAGCUUCCAUUUGAAGUACUCAGGCAUGUAUGCCGUUUUCUGGACUCCUUCAGCUUGUGUAACUUGGCUCUGACUUGUCGUCGUCUGCGUGAGGUAUGUUGUUCUUUGCUGGAGGAGAGGGGGCUUGUGGUCCAGCAGUGGAAGAAAAGGCAUAUUGGAUCCCGAGUUACAUGGACAAUUGCUUAUAAGCGGUGGUUUUUCAGCACAGCUUUCACACCUGUACGUGAGUGGGGAUUUGAAGCGGAGGAUCACAUGUCAAACCAUUUAAAAAGUUGUGUAUGCUUUGAAAGGUAUGUGGAGUCCAAACCAUUGUUUCACAUGUUUGGUGAACAGCCAGCUCCUGCCCUUCUUGCGAAACUAAUGGCCAACUGUGAAGAAAGUCAAGAAAUUACAGUUAAAAAGAGCUAAGAAAGGGACUGGAACAUUUUGUAGAUCGUAUUGUUAGUACAGGGAAAUUAUUUGAGAGCUUGUUCCAAGUUGUUUGGUCAUUUAGGUAGUAGCUCUGCACACUACUUGUGUCAGAUCAGUUUGCACACAUUUGGACUUGUGGCAUGGUGACCAAACUAGUAGGCAAGUAAACUUAUCCAGAUUACAGCAGAUGUGAAAAUGUUCUCUGCUGUUAAAGUCCUAGUAUCUCCAUGAAAAGUUUACAUUCAUUGAUUGAAGUUCCCUUUGUGCUAACAAUUUUGAAAUCCUGGUCUUCUUCCAUGCAAGACACUUGAAGGAUUUUUGAGAAGAAUGUUCAGGCCUAAUACCAGCUUCAAAUUUUUUUUGCAGCUAGGACUCAGAAUUUUGAUUAACUCUUCUGUUGUCAAAUAAUGACUGUGCCCCUUUUUAUUUAUG